Molecule: messenger RNA, 4176 nt
Organism: Lithohypha guttulata
Lineage: Eukaryota; Fungi; Ascomycota; Eurotiomycetes; Chaetothyriales; Trichomeriaceae
Gene: ADE6
Product: phosphoribosylformylglycinamidine synthase
Exons: 1
Coding region: 1-4176 (1391 amino acids)
Biological process (GO): 'de novo' IMP biosynthetic process
Molecular function (GO): phosphoribosylformylglycinamidine synthase activity
Source: RefSeq, a predicted model, not a curated record
AUGUCUGCGACCCAAAUCGUAGCCUUACCAGGCUCGGAAGCUUUCUCAGAAUUUCGCCAACAAGCCCUGGCACUUCAAGCAGAAGUUGAGAAGAUCAAAGGCCACUAUAUCCACUAUGUCGAUCUGCUGCAAGAUCUAGAUGAAAAUGCAUCUGAAUUGCUUACCAAUCUCCUCUCGGAUGGUGCUACUACUACUAUAGGCCAAGAUAUCGAAGGUGCAAAGAAUUAUUACGUUCUGCCCAGACCAGGUACCAUCUCGCCAUGGAGCUCAAAGGCUACCAACAUUGCUCAGGUCUGUGGUCUACGAAGACACGUCAGACGGGUAGAGAGAGGUAUCAAGAUUUCAGUCAAGCUGGCAGAUGGUCAAACAGACCUCACUUCGAGGCAGCUGGACUUUCUCCACGACCGUAUGACAGAGAAAAUAUACGCCAGCGAGCCGAAUCUGGUCGAGGAAUUCGUGACGCUACCAACAAGACCUUUGAAAUGCUUCGACUUGAGCGAGAACGGUGCUUCCCCUCUUGAGACUUUGCAAGAACUAAAUAGAACCUUAGGUUUGGCACUCGAUGCCGCGGAGAUACAAUACCUGGCCGAUGCGUACUCGAAAGAUGGACCUGUUGCACGAAAGCCGACAGAUGUUGAACUAUUCAUGUUUGCUCAGGUCAAUUCAGAGCACUGUAGACACAAGAUAUUCAAUGCAACUUGGACCGUGGAUGGCAAAGCAAAAGUUAAUAGCCUGUUCGGGAUGAUCCGAAACACACACAGAAUUACUCCUCGAGGCACCGUGAGUGCAUACGAAGACAAUGCUGCAGUCCUCGAAGGCUUCAAAGGCACACAUUGGGCCCCUAGUACAAGCAGUGGCCAGUGGCUUCCUACAGAUGAGAUGGUGCCAUACUUGGCGAAGGUCGAGACCCACAAUCAUCCCACGGCCGUGUCACCGUUCCCAGGUGCUGCCACUGGGUCAGGCGGGGAGAUAAGAGACGAGGGUGCUGUCGGAAGAGGUUCUAAACCGAAAGCUGGUUUAGUGGGGUUCACUGUGUCAGAUCUCUUGAUACCUGGUCAUCGGCAGCCAUGGGAGCUCGAUUAUGGAAAGCCAAAUCAUAUCGCAAGCAGUCUCGAUAUUAUGCUUAAUGCACCGCUUGGAGCCGCAGCUUUCAACAAUGAAUUUGGCCGCCCAUGCAUCAAUGGAUACUUCAGAACAUUCCUUGCCCAAGUGGACAUCAACAGUAACGAGAAAGAAGUCAGAGGGUAUCACAAACCUAUCAUGAUCGCAGGUGGUAUUGGUACAGUACGCCCACAACUUGCUCUGAAAGACCCUGACCUUGUGCCUACUGGAGCACAUCUCAUCGUGAUGGGUGGACCAGCCAUGCUGAUCGGACUUGGUGGCGGCGCUGCUUCGAGUGUCACAGCUGGGACAGGAUCGGUAGACCUUGACUUUGCUAGCGUUCAGCGUGGCAACCCCGAAAUGCAGCGACGAGCUCAGGAGGUCAUCAAUUCUUGUUCUUCGCUAGGCCAGGACAGUCCAAUCUUGUUCAUACACGACGUCGGUGCUGGUGGAUUGUCAAAUGCUUUACCUGAGUUGAUCAAGGACGCCGGUUUUCUUGGUGCAAAAUUCGAGCUUCGUGACGUGGACAAUGCAGACGGCAGCAUGAGUCCAAUGGAGAUUUGGUGCUGUGAGGCACAAGAACGAUACGUUCUAGCAGUCGCACACGAUGGUCUCAACAAGUUCCGCUCAAUAGCUGAACGUGAAAGAUGCAGAUACUCAAUCGUGGGCCAAGCCACAGGAGAGAAGAACAAUUCUGAGAACAGGGUGGUUCUGGUUGAUCGCAAUAACCCGAAUAUACAGCGGCCGAUUGAUUUGCCUAUGUCUGUGCUCUUCGGCAAGCCACCAAAGAUGGUGAGAGAUGUACAGAGCAGGAAUUUACAGCUAGCCAGCUUCGACCAUAGCCUUAUCACCUACCUCCCUGGCCAAUCAUCUGAGGAACUGCUGAACCAAGCGAUCAAUAGAGUCUUGCAGAUGCCUGCUGUCGGCUCUAAAUCCUUCCUUAUCACAAUUGGCGAUCGCACGGUUGGUGGACUAACAGCCCGCGAUCAAUUUGUUGGGCCUUGGGCAGUUCCUCUAGCUGACGUUGGUGUCACCGCGACCUCUUUAACUCAUGGCAUUCGCACGGGUGAAGCUGAAGCAAUGGGUGAGAAGCCAAUGCUAGCGUUGAUAUCACAUGCUGCAUCGGCUCGCAUGGCAGUCGCAGAAGCAUUGAUGAACAUCACUGCUGCUCAUAUUAAGGAGAGGCUAACCGAAGUCAAGUUGUCCGCUAAUUGGAUGUCUGCUGCCAGUCAUCCUGGUGAAGGUGUAGGCAUAUACGAAGCUGUUGAAGCACUUGGCAUGCAUCUCUGUCCAGAGCUCGGAAUAUCGAUACCUGUGGGCAAAGAUUCGAUGUCUAUGAAGAUGCGAUGGCAGGAUAACGCAGCUAAGGAGAGCAAAGAAGUAACAGCACCACUGUCGCUAGUGAUAUCAGCAUUCGCACCUGUGCUUGAUGUGACAAGAACUUGGACUCCUCAAGUGAAGCGGUACAACGAAGUCGGUGAGACGAGCCUCUUCUUCGUUGAUCUCGGCCUCGGUCACAAGUCAAUGGGUGGUUCCAUCCUAGCGCAAUCUUUCAAGCAAACUGGCAACGACUGUCCUGAUAUCAGAGAUGUGCACCUCUUUAAGGACUUCUUCGAUGCAACACAGAAGCUUCACGAGCAGGAUCUAGUUCUUGCUUAUCACGAUCGUAGCGAUGGCGGCCUCUUCUCCACACUUGCCGAAAUGUGCUUCGCUGGUCGUUGUGGCAUGAGUGUGUCCCUCGAAUCGAUCUGCGCUACGCCUGAUAUGGCAGAUAUAGUACCAACACUGUUCAAUGAAGAGCUCGGUGCAGUUUUCCAGGUACGUAAAGCGGAUGAAACCAAGUUCAAAGCUUGCUUCGCCACAUGUGGGCCACCACCAGGCCUUAUCUACAAAGUUGGCAGUAUUAGUAAGGAUUCAUCGACGAAGCAGAACCUCAGUAUUUACUGGCGUGCCAAACUGGUGUAUCGCGCUUCGAGAUCAAGCCUCCAGCAAACUUGGUCCAAUACAAGUCACUGGAUGCAAAAGCUAAGGGAUAACCCGCACUGCUCCGACCAAGAAUACGACAAUAUCCUAGACAACGAAGAUACCGGUCUUUCUUACCAUCUCACCUUCGAUCCCAAACAGACCAACCUCACACCAGUCACAUCCACCGUCCUGAACUAUAUUCGUCCCGCCUCCAAGCCACGAGUAGCCAUACUCCGAGAUCAAGGAACCAACGGCCAAGCGGAAAUGGCGUUCGCCUUCCACACAGCCGGCUUCCUAGCCUACGACGUCCACAUGACAGAUGUCAUGAACGGCCGCACCUCCCUCUCUGCCUUUCAAGGCCUCGCCCUCUGCGGCGGAUUCAGUUUCGGCGACGUCCUCGGCGCAGGUCAAGGCUGGGCCAAAUCUAUCUUAUUCCACCCACCCACAAAAUCCGAGUUUGAAGCGUUCUUCAAACGAGCGGACACGUUCACGCUAGGCGUCUGCAACGGCUGCCAGGUCCUCUCGAAGCUCAAAACUCUUAUUCCUGGCGCGGAAACCUGGCCGAGUUUCGAGAGGAAUGAGAGCGAGCAGUACGAGGCACGAGUGUGUAUGGUCAGUGUCUCAGACCCACCACCUACAGCAACAAGCGGCACAACCGACUCACCAGCCCUCUCACCUUCCGUGUUCCUGAACGGGAUGCACACCUCUGCCCUCCCAAUCGCAACAGCGCACGGCGAAGGCCGCGCCAGCUUCAUCUGCAACAUCCCACAAUCGACCCUAGCCUCAUCCUCAAAAGCCUCCCUAGCAGCACAGAAUGAGCAGCUCGCGUCGGAGUUCGUACGUAGCGGUCUAGCGCCGUUACGAUACGUCGAUAACAACACCUUGAAGCCGACGCAGAAAUAUCCUUUCAACCCGAAUGGUUCGCCGGACGGAAUUGCUGGUGUCAGAAGUAAGGAUGGGCGAGUACUGGCGCUGAUGCCACAUCCUGAGAGGACGGUUCUUGGUGCUGCGGCGGGGAGUUAUGUGCCGGAAUCGAGGCGGGAGGAAUUCAUCGAGUAUGGAGGUGCUUGGAUGAGGUUGUUUAGGAGUGCUAGGGGGUGGUGUGGUUAA